This is a messenger RNA of Rhinopithecus roxellana (golden snub-nosed monkey), 1819 nucleotides long. RefSeq names its product cyclin dependent kinase 2 interacting protein (gene CINP). The record is from RefSeq and is a predicted model, not a curated record. NCBI's taxonomy places the organism in Eukaryota, Metazoa, Chordata, Mammalia, Primates, Cercopithecidae. The transcript has 5 exons. Bases 888 to 1538 code for a protein of 216 amino acids.
UGUGAAUGUUACUGCUUGGGCCGCAGGUUGGGCCAGAAGCUCAGGAGCUCCCCGGAUUAAAUGAGGUUAAAUGGAGGUCAGAUGCCUUGCCCCAGCCUAGCCCGCAGGCCCUGCGCAGCCUCUGCAGGCUGCUCGGGAGACAGUUUUGCCGAGCCUCGGUUUUUUCACAUGUGGAGUGACAGAUGAACGGGACGAUAUACGCAAAUGAGUGUCAGCAGAUCAGACACCCAAAUUGUAAUUAUUGUCACUAUAAAUUAGCACUAACAAAGUUCACUGGGUGCCAAGCCUUGCAUGCUCAGCUUCUCCAGAAACUCCUGGCUGAACUGCCUUCAGUCAGAACAUUCUGCUUGUAAUGAAAGCUGGCUUUCGCCUAGUGCUCAGUCUGCUGAGUGCUGCUCCAAGUACUUUAAGUGGAUCAUCUCAUUUGAACCUCACAGUGGUCCCAUGAAGUAAUGUCAAUCCCAUUUUGCAGAUGAGGAGUAGAGGCUCAGAGGGGAUAAGUAACUUAGCCACUGUGCCCUCACCCUGCCCUGUCCUGUGACGCUGAUGACUGGUCUGUCUUUACUGGUCCUUAAGUUUCUUGAAGUCAGUUAUGUUUUUGGUUCCUAAAUAUGUGUCCAGUAUGAGUCAGGCUCACCAUAAAUCAGAUGUGAUCCUGCCCUCAGAAUCUCCUGCUGGGGGGAAAACCCUUAGACAAUUAUAAAACAGGUGGUAAGAGCUAUUCCUCCAUUUACCUCAUUUUAUGCAAAGCCUCCUAUGUGUGGAAGGUUUGAAAGAGAACAAGACAUAGUUCCUACCCUAGUCGAAUUUCCAGUUUAGCAGGGAAUAUAGACAUUAAACAAGCAAAUACACUCCACCGAUGAAUAUCGUGAUAGCAGAAUUACAGGAUGUUCCACAUAUCUACUGCAAAGACUGUUGGAAUUGUAACGCCCAGAAAACCUGUCUUAUCUGUCAGUGCAAGAAAAAUGAAGGACAAUGCGGCUGAUUGGCAUAAUUUAAUCCUGAAGUGGGAAACCCUCAGGGAUGCAGGCUUUACCACUGCAAGUAAUAUUGCCAACUUGAAAAUCAGUUUAUUGAAUAAAGACAAGAUAGAAUUAGACAGCAGCAGCCCAGCCUUGAAGGAAAAUGAAGAAAAGGUGUGUCUGGAAUAUAACGAGGAACUGGAGAAGCUCUGUGAGGAACUGCAGGCCACCUUGGAUGGGUUGACCAAAAUACAGGUGAAAAUGGAAAAGCUGUCUUCAACUACCAAGGGAAUUUGUGAACUAGAAAAUUACCAUUAUGGGGAGGAGAGUAAACGACCCCCUCUGUUCCACACUUGGCCUACAACCCAUUUCUAUGAGGUUUCGCACAGGCUCUUGGAGAUGUACAGGAAGGAGCUGCUCCUGAAGCACACGGUGGCCAAGGAGCUUGCACACACCGAGGAUCCUGACCUCACCCUGAGCUACUUGUCCAUGUGGCUGCACCAGCCCUACGUGGAGAGCGACAGCAGGCUGCAUCUGGAGAGCAUGCUGCUGGAGACGGGCCACCGACCUCUGUGACGUCCUGAGACGGCUGCAGACGCCGGCUCCUUCCACUUCUCAGCAGGCAGACAGUCUCCUGCUUAGGACCCAGUGCCGCAGGCCUGGAUCAGACCUCAGGAUCAGACCUUCUUGGGGUCUUCUGGCCAGAGCUUGUCACCAGCCCCGUGGCCUCUCCAGGCAUGCCCAUGUCCACAGCCCGCGGCCAGCCCCAUGUGGUGCCACUCAGCCUCCUCUGCCCCUCCUGGGAACCCGUCACUCAUGGGUGCUUCUGAGUAAAAUCAAUGAGUUUCUGAGCAGAA